This is a messenger RNA of Ostreococcus tauri, 6801 nucleotides long. Its product is annotated as SNF2-related. NCBI's taxonomy places the organism in Eukaryota, Viridiplantae, Chlorophyta, Mamiellophyceae, Mamiellales, Bathycoccaceae. The transcript has 2 exons. Gene Ontology annotation, molecular function: ATP binding; ATP-dependent chromatin remodeler activity; methyltransferase activity. Bases 1 to 6801 code for a protein of 2266 amino acids. The record is from RefSeq and is a predicted model, not a curated record.
AUGGCGGGGAAGAAGACGACGCCGAAGACGACGCCGAAGACGACGCCGGUGAAGAAGCAGAUGAAGGCGCGCGGCGCGGGCGCCGACGCCGCUUCAGCGCCGAAUUCACCCGCUGGACGAGGGACUCCGCGUCGCGCGGCGGCGACGCAGGCUGGGGAAAAAAUGAAGAGGAUGGUGGUGAAGAUGGAAGACGGGGACGCGUUCGACGGGGACGAAGAUUACGAUCAGGCGCCGAGCCAGACGUCGAGCGGGAGGGCGACACCAAAAAAGUACAAAGCGCGCGUCGUGAACGGCUCCGCACCGCCGACGCCGAUGAGUAAGAGAACUCCUGGUGGGUCGCCUCGUAAGUCGAAUCGCAGCGACGGUAGUAGCGACGGUGGCAGUGGCAACCCACGAACGCAGCUUGCUGAGCAUCUCGCGGUGAUUCGCGACAUCGGUGACAUGUUUGAGGAUCUCGUCAGCCGCGUGCCAGGCAUUGAAGCGUUUUUGAACACGAUUAAGCGCCCUUUGCGUGUGGCGACGAUGUGCUCUGGCACGGAGUCUCCGCUUCUCGCAUUGGACAAGAUUGCGGACGCGACGCAAAAGCUAUAUGGUACUCGCAUGCCGAUCGAUCACGUCUUUUCGUGUGAGAUCGAGCCCUUUAAGCAGGCAUACAUCGAGAGAAACUUUGCGCCGCCGAUUCUCUUCCGGGAUAUACGUGAGCUCGGCGGUGACGAGGCCACGACGGCGUAUGGCGCCAAGGUUCGCGUGCCGCACGAUGUCGACAUGCUCGUCGCGGGCACCUCAUGUGUUGAUUACUCCAACCUCAAUAAUGAGCGAAAGGGUUUGGACGCACAAGGUGAAUCUGGUCAAACGUUCAGGGGUAUGAUGAACUGGAUCAGAAAGAGCCAGCCGUCGAUCAUCAUUCUGGAGAACGUGUGCAAUGCCCCGUGGGAUCAAGUGCAGAAGAAGUUUGAGGACGAAGGUUACCACGCACGAUUUAUGCGCGUCGACACGAAGCGAUUCUAUAUUCCGCACACUCGUACGCGUGUCUAUUUGUUCGCGUGCAAGGCUGACGAUCCAAAGCUGGUGGAAAUGUGGAAAGAACGAGUGAAGGCUCUGGAGCGACCGGCGAGCGCCACGCUCGAGGCUUUCCUAUUCGAUGCCGACGAUCCACGCGUGCACGAAGGUCGACGCAUGCUGGCGCGACCGGGUGAAGACUCGACGCGCGCUAACACCGAUUGGGGUCGUUGCGAAUCUCGCCAUCAGCGCGCGCGUUUGGAAGAAGGCUUGGGCCAGCGACGACCCUUCACUCAUUGGGAUGGCGGUUGCACACUUCCGGAUUACGCCUGGAACGAUUGGGGGAAAGCGCAAACGGAUCGCGUACUCGACUUGAUGGAUAUCGAUUAUUUACGCCUGGCGCAAUUAGAUAUCGAUUCUAUGCACAAGACAUUGGUCUGGAACCUUUCUCAGAAUGUCGAUCGCACCACGGGUUCCGUCGCGCCGGGCAUCUGCCCGUGCCUGACGCCUUCAAUGGUACCGUUUGUGACGAACCGCGGUGGUCCACUGGUUGGCAUCGAAGCGUUGAGUUUGCAAGGUAUCCCGGUUGAUGACUUGUUAUUGACGCGGGAGAGCGAAAACCAGAUGAGCGACUUGGCUGGCAAUGCGAUGACGACGACCGUCGUCGGCGCAUGCAUGCUCGCCGCCAUGACGCUCAUGACUGACACGCUGGCUGAAAAGAAACCAAGGACGGCACGACGCGCGUUGCAGCUCGACGGCGAAGACUCUUCAAAGAGCGCUCAAUCCACGCAGGGCUCUUUAACCGUUGUUCAAGCUGCCGCUGCGGCCAAGGCAGACGUGAUUGGUCAGGACAAGUUGGUGAAGCGUCCACUCGAUCUCGGUAUGAAGCCAAUCGCCUUGAAAGAGCUUCUGAACAAGGCGAAUCGCUCGGCUCGCUUGUGCGUGUGUGAGGGUGAAACCGGUACUACCGAUCACGAUUCCCUCGUCAUCUGCCGCGACUGCGCGCACACGUGCUGCGUCAAGUGCUGCGGUCGUCCAGAGCACAACUACGAGAAGCACAUCGUAGAUCGCAUCUUGCCUGAGGAUUUCCAGGAUCAACUGAAGAGUUCUCUUCCGAUGCACAUGAAGCUGGACCUGAGUUCGACGAUGUUCACCAAACCUGGGUCCAUCACCGACGACGCGUGGAACGACUGGCUGGGCGCGAUGAAGUCCAUUGGUGAAGCUGAUUUCCUCUUCCGGGGAAUGAAGCGAACUAAUGUCUGGCGCGUGUACUACGCGUGCGCGGCUGAAGAUCAAGUCCGAUUGGAACUGCGAAUCGCACCCAACGCGGCCGAAUGGUUGAUCUUUGUCGAUCCGUCGAUCAAGAAGGGUAAGCCACAUGAAUUCUAUCAGCGUCCGCUCAUGCGCAUGCUUCUCAGUGAAUCUGCGAAGAGUGUAUUGGAUGGCGUGUGGGAGUUCUUCUCGCCAGAGUGUGCCGCAGUCCCGAUUUUGCUCGAAGGCAAGGGUGCACUCGAAGAGUCUUGGCAAAUCAAGCUCGGUAUGCAAACAACGAGCGCUGUGAACGGCGACGUAGUGUGGGCGAAAAAGCGCUACACGCAGUACCAAGUCACUCUGAAGGAUUCAAAGAACGCAAAGUCUUUUGAUCGUGACAUCACGGGUACGUAUCAGCUCUACGACAAGUGUGACGCUGCUCAAAGCUCGUUGCACAAGCGCGUCGGUGGCGCUCAAAAUGGCCGCGAAAUGUACUUCUUCUUGGAUCCCAGGCGCAAUCAAAAAGGAGAGUGUGAUUAUUUUGUCUUCGCCGAUAGCCAUCGACGAUUAAUGUACGGUGAAGAUCGCAUGGAAACGGCGCAUUUGGACUUCAUGAACCUCGGACAGCCACCGUCCGGCAAUGUCUUCCGCCCGGGCGAGGAGAAACGCGUCGAGCACAUCGCUUACAGCUAUGGUACUUGGACGCCUUUGUCGCCGAAUGUUGCUCUCCUACCCGCUGUGUCGCAAAGCGCGAUUGUUUUGACUCCUCCCGUGAACUCUGUCCCUACGCAAGAUUCUUUCGACGCGUGCUCCAAGGCGGUGGCUAUCAUGCGCGCAUCGGUCUCUCUGGCAGACGUCGACGCUGAUUUCUGGCCGAACGAGGAAUACUCCACUAUCCGGCUUGACAAGAGCCACGCUAUCUUUCAGCGUCUCGAAUGGUUCACAUCUCGCAUGGAGCUCCCGAAGGUCGUGGAGAAAUGGAACGAAAUCAAGGAUGACCACGUCAUGCAGUGCGACGGUUUUGCGUGCGCGCGCUGCGCGCCGAUUCCCGCGAAAAUCGUCUGGCAACGACAAGCUGGUUCUUCCAAGGUUGUCGCGAAAGAAGAUCCCCUCCAAGCUGCGAAAUAUGAGCAAGCUCUCAAAUGUCGACCAGCACCGUUCGUCGUGCAGUGGAGCCAAGAGAAGAUGACCGGUAACUUGCUCAUCGCCGCCAACCCGGCGACGCUCGUACACCGAGCCCUCGCGCUCGUGGCACCUUGUGGAGUUCGCGGAAUCCAAUCGAACGCACCCAAGCUAUCGUGGAGGAUCGUCCGUCACGACGACCGCCCCAUGGAUCAGUUUGGUGAGUUCGAACUGAAGAGCAAUCGUCACGACAAGCAAGUCGCGCAACCGCCGAACUGGAGCAAAAAGUAUCCACUUCGACCGGAACAAUUGCGUUCGCUCGGUUGGAUGGUCAACCAAGAAACGAGCGUCACACCUUUCGUCGAGGAAGAGAUCUCUGAGAAGCUUCUGCCUGCGAUGGGUCUGCGAAUGGAUGGCAUGGCGCAAGUGUCCAAGGUGAUCCGCGGCGGUAUCGUCGCCGACCAGGUCGGUUACGGAAAGACAGCCAUAUCCAUCGGCGUCAUUUUGGCGAGUCAACUCAAAUUUCCGACGCCCAAACAAGCGAAGAUAGAUUCUCCAGUUAAGGCGAUUCCGACGAAGGCGACACUCGUCGUCGCUCCCUCGCAACUGCUCCGUCAAUGGCCCAGAGAAGUGGAAAAGUUCAGCGCACGCGGUGCGUUGAAUACGGUAGUCCUCAAGACAAUGACGGAUAUCAACAACUUGACUGCUCGUGAAGUCAUCGAAGCGGAUGUAGUCAUCGUUGCUUCGACGUUGUUCAGAUCUUCGCUGUAUUUUGAACGCCUUGCUCAACUUUCUGGGAAGCCGUCUCUUCCGGAUCCAAAGUCGACGGGUUCCGCACGUCAUUUCUCAAGCGUGUACAAGGAUACCAUCUCUGGUCUUGAAGCACAAGUUAUGCGUUUGACGGACAAGACGCUCGGUGUCGCGGAAGUUUCCAAGCACGUCCGACAUGGUGCAUCAAAUCUCUGCGAUGUCGCUGUGACGGCGGCGCCGAAGCGCCUCAAGGGUGCCAAACUUGUUGAGAUGACAGAGAAGGCUGGUGGUGAAGGUUUCGAAUUCGUCGAAGCGAUGCUCGGAGACAAGCAGCGGGGAGUGAACAAGGAGAACAUGCAAAAGCCGAUCAACACCACAAGUGCUCCGGUGACGCCGACCAAACCGAAGAAGACGCCGACCAAGAAGACGCCGAUCAAGAGAACGCCAUCCAAGAAGCAAGCCCUCUCAAACGUGACGUCACCGGUGCGAGCUUCUGCCCGGAACACGCCGCGGAAGUCUUACGCGGAAGUUGAUGACGACGUGGAAACGGAUGAUGACAUCUCCGAGUGGGACGAUGAAUCUAUGGAGGACAGUGAGAGCGAGGAACUCGCCCAAAAGGCGACACCCAAGCGCAAGCGCGUCUCCAAGCCUCGAAGUAAUGUUGAUGUGGAAUCAGCUGGAAACAAGGAUCAUUGGGGGCUAGAAAGCGCUCAAGCUGAAUACGACUGGCGCGACAUCAAGUGUGUGCCAGUCGAGAUGUUCCACUGGCGUCGAGUCAUCGUCGAUGAGUUUACAUACCUGAAGCCCUCUGACAAGGCUGUGGUGCUUGGGCUCCAGGCUGAGGCUCGAUGGUGCUUGUCGGGCACCCCCCCUGUCGGCGAUUUCUCGGACAUCAAGGGCACCGCCGCUUUGCUUGGUAUCAAUCUCGGUAGCGACGAAGUCCCGCGAUUCAACAAAUCUGAAAUCACCAAAGUUGAGACGUUCCAGUUCUUCAAGGAAAAGCCGACGCAGCAGUGGCACAAGAGACGAUGGGAAGUCGCGCAAGAAUUUUUGAACAGAUUCAUGAGACAGAACAUCGCCGAAAUCGAUGAGAUCAAGUUCAGAGAAGACGUCUGCGACGUCCAACUUCGUCCCGCUGAGCGAGCGAUUUACCUUGAGCUCGAUCAUUACUUGCAAUCGAUGGACAUGAAGGCGAAGAAGAAGAAGCGCGGCGGCUCGGAAGGCGACCGAGAUGCUCGUCUCGCCGCUGUGCUCGGGAACUCCUCAACCGCUGAGGAAGCUUUGCUCAAGCGCGUGGCGCACUUCGACCUGGACGAUGACUCUGGUACCGCUCUUAGAACGUGCCAAGACAUCGUGAACGUCCGAAAAACUCAACAAGAGGACUGCCUUACGGAGUUCGGCGAAGCGAUUCUCAAGGGGCGCGCCAUGUUGUUACAAGUUUCUAAGAUGGAUGGCUAUUCCCCGGAAGAGAAUCCGUUCAUUCGUUGGGAAAAGGGCGUUCAAGGCGAAGGUAUCGGUGAUCCAACGGCUACGGAACUUUUGAAGACCGUGCUCAAGGAACAAACCGACGCCAAGGCCGCCAAGACCGCGCAUCUCCUGCAAACCCGCCCACCAGUCGGCUCCACCAUCUCUAUUUUCUCUGUGGAAGAACAAGAGUGGCGAACGGGAGAAGUUCGAGGCUACAGUGGUCAGUGGAAACAAAAGGCUAUGAUGUAUUACGACGCCAACACGCGCAAGGAAGAAGAUCUGACGAAGGUGAAAUGGGAGGUUAUCACAGCCGUGGAAGGCGAUCCGAGCAUCACCUUUGACUCGGCGCCCUCCACGAAGAAGGUGAAAACUGCGUCAUUGGAGGACAAGCUUUGGGAGCUACGAGAGCACACGCACGGUUUACGAAAACUUCAAAAAGAACUCGUGGGUCGCGUGCGCUCUUUGCGCUUCUUCCAGUCUGUUCGUGACUUGCAACGCGCCAAGUUGGAAGAGGCGGUUAUUUGCCAAGUCUGUACGACGAAGUUUGCAAAGUCCCGGUCCGGCGUAUUGUCAACGUGCGGACACAUCGGCUGCUUGGAAUGCCUGAAGUCCCACGCUGAGAAUCAAGAAUGCGGCGUCGAAAACUGUGAUUGUGCAACUCGCGACAGCUCCGUCGUGACCGCCGUCUCUCUCGGCACUGAAGUUGGUGCGAAGGCCGGUAUGACGGAUGGGGGCGUGGGUGUUCAUGGUUCCAAGAUCAUCGAUCUCGUCAAGCAUAUCAAGUCUGUUCCGGAUGACGAGAGAAUCUUGGUCUUUGUGCAAUUCCCUGAUUUGAUGUUGCAGGUGAGCAACGCGCUGAACGAAGCGGGCAUCAAGACGCUUAAGCUCAAGGGCAGUGUGCAUCAGCAGACUGGCGCACUCGAUGAGUUCCAAAAAGAAAACUUGAAGAAAGACGACGCGCGCGUCCUUCUUCUUUUGAGCAGAGAUGAGAGCGCUUCCGGCGCCAACUUGACGACGGCGAAUCACGCCAUUUUCGUUCACCCACUUCUCACGAACUCUGCUCAAGAGUAUAUUGCCAGCGAGACGCAAGCGAUUGGUCGUAUUCGUCGUUACGGGCAGCAGCGUGAAGUUCGCAUCUGGCGUUUCAUCGCUCGCGAUUCUAUUGACUCUGAAAUCCUGAGUCAACGGGCGUCGAAUCUGUUGAAGAACUGA